AGGAGGGAGAACACGGAGGGAGAGAGGCAGCCAGGCAGACAGAAGAGAGAGUGAGGCGGUCUGGUGGCCUUGCAUAACACACGUCGGAGAAGCCUCGCACGCAAAGACCCGGUUGUGGGCUUUUUGCACACAGGAAAGGGUGGGGGGGCCUAGGGGGAGGGGGGGAGGGUGGGGGACCUCCUCUGCCAUCAGGCCGAUUGCAAGGGGGCAACGGAAGGGCAACUCCUGAGCCCUGAGUCCUCCUCACAAGAGAGGGGCUGGAGCACAAAGGAGCGGAUCGGGAAAGAGGACGCCUGCAAGGAAGCACGUCUCCGGGAUCCAUUUGCACAUGCUCUGCAAGCAGUGGCGGUGGAAGGACUGAUUCCCACCAACGUUGUGGAAGAUCCAUUAAAGAUGAUUCCGCAUGAAGUUAUUGGAGCUCAUUUUAUGAGCCGGAGCGACUCCAUCUUCUGUGGACUGAGACCUGGAGCUGCGUGGUAGUGACUACGUUAACACUAAAAAAGAGAGACUACAUUUAAAAGAUACCUGGCACAAUGAAAUCCAAUCAGGAGCGGAGUAACGGAUGCCUGCCGCCUAAAAAGCGCGAGAUCCUGGCACUGGAGCAGAGGCCGGUGGUAGUAGCUCCGGCAACUCCGCCCGUGGUUCAUUCUGACCCCACUCCGCACACUGAGAACCUAGCAUGGCUGGCAAGUGUAGCCAGUGAACGCUGCAGGUCCAGAGACUCGGAGAGCCCAAGACGUCCCAACUCGUCUGCUUCGUCUUCUUCUCCUCCGACGUCAUCUACUCCUCUGUCUGCGAUGCCGUUAGCCUCCCUACCUGCGGUUUACCCCGCAGCCAUUCCUCAGCACACCGGAACCAUUCAGUUCGCUCAGCUUGGACCCAAUGUUCAGUUCAUCAGCUCCGGACCUUACGCUGGCUACAUUUCGUCUCAAGUACUCCCAGCGAAUACCAGCUCUGUGGGACAGCGUUCCCAGCUGGACGGGUACACCACGACACUGAUAUCACCCAACACCAAAGGGGAGCAGCAGUUCCAUAUUGGCGCCUCACCCGCAGAACUCACCCCGGUUUCAGUCCCGAGCUCUUCCCAAGUAACCAACCAACAGUACAUCCAUCUUGAUAACAGAACACCUCUAACCGUCAGUGGAACCGCCAUCCCACAGCCUGGACCCCACCUUCAGAUCCACCCUCACUCCGCUGUCCUCCCUCAAACGCUCACCCUGGCUCCGUCUCAGCUGGUGGUUCAGUAUUCAGAUGGUUCCACGGGGAAAAAACCCGACGUUCAUGCCAAGGGCGUACUGAAUGGAGAGCUCGAGUUGGUCAAACAGAUUAAAGCUCCAACUCAGAUGACGAAUCAUCAACAAGUCCAGAGCUACGAAGCAAGGCACAUUCUUGUCCCUGCAGAGUAUGGCCAGAACCCAGCCGGACUACAGACCUCCUUGGUGCUUGUCACGCAGCCGAAUCAAGUACCCGAUCAGGAACAGAGUACCAAUAAGAUUUCUUUAGUUCAGACCGAGAAGGGGGGGAUCUGUUUGGGGAAACCCAUAUCAAGAUCUUCCUCGUUUUCGUCCCUCUCGUCAUCAGAGGUGGUGAAGUCCGUCACCCCGCAUGCGGUCAUGCAAACCGCUCUCCCCCCCGAAGAGAUGCCAGUCAGUCUUUAUUCGUCCACGCAAGCGCCCAUUAUCGGUUAUAUCACUAGCGGCAACCAGCACGCGGUUAGCUACCACGCGGCGCUGCCUCAGCAUCUGGUCAUACCCAGCGGUCAGUCCUUGCUCAUCCCGGUCACUGGCGCCAACAACGGUACAGAUAUGGAGGUCAGCCGUGCUGUUAGCUCUCUGACCGCGACCACGACGCCCCAGAUAUCCACCGCCAUGCCCCACGCCUAUCUCGCCACGGCCCUAUCCAAAUGCGAGCCGAUUUGCUCAGAUGGAAAUCAAGCACCUGCGGCUGCACCCCCGGCCGUCCCCGCCUUGCCCCCGAACCCUGGCCCCGCAGUGAUGGCGACUCUCUCUCCAGUCCCAGCUCCGGUCCCCGUUCCUGUCAGUGCUCCGGUCUCCGCUUCCAUUCAAGCUUCUCCCACUAUUUCAUCUCCGUCGUCCCCCGUGGCUCUCCCACCCUUCUUCAUGAGAGGCUCCAUCAUUCAGCUUGCUGAUGGGGAGCUGAAGCGUGUGGAGGAUCUCAAAACCGAGGACUUCAUUCAGAGCGCGGAGAUCAGCAGUGAGCUGAAGAUCGACUCCAGUACCGUUGAACGGAUUGAUAGCGGCCAGACUCCUAACGCUGUGGUCAUACAGUUUUCUGUAGGGGAGCUCAAAGCCCAGGUUUGUGUGGAGGUCCUGGUGGAAUAUCCGUUCUUCGUAUUUGGUCAGGGCUGGUCCUCCUGUUGUCCUGACCGGACCACUCAACUCUUUGAGCUGUCCUGCGCUAAGCUGUGUGUGGGUGACGUCUGCGUGUCUCUCACCCUUCGCGGUCUAAGGAACGGUUCUCUACAAGACACCCAAGCUUUGGGGGCCAGGCUGAAAACCGCUCAUCUGUCGGACAACUGCAACAACACGGAUCCGAUACAUCAGAAGCCAAACACUAACAUCGGCCUUCUUAUGAAGACCUCUGAAACGGACAGGGAGCAGAUAUCCGGACCUACCCAAAUGGGACUAAAUCCAACAUCAUGUGGGGGGGGAUUGGUACCGGUAACUACAGAUGCGAGACCGGAAUCAGAUAAAACAGAUAUCCCGAUGCUGUCUAAAAUACAGUGUAGAGAUCCAGACAGAAUCAGUGUCCGUAAGAGAAGAUGGUCCGCUCCGGAGAGGGACCAAAACGAGAGAACGGAAGGGGAACCUCCGUUGACUCUGCCCUCCAUCAUCCCUCAGGAGGUAAAAAUCAGCAUCGAGGGUCACUCAAGCAGCGGCACAGAAACGUUCUUGAAUAAACCGUAGACUGACGGGUGGAAGUUUGUUGGCAUUGUGUUCGUACGCUGUUGUGUUCCGUCUAUCGAGACACAUACAAAACAUAGCAGAGCUGACGCAGGACCGCCAUUUUUUUUUCUGCCAUAUGUCGGACACCGAGUGCUGUCCAAUCAGUGCAAUCAAUGCUGUAAGCAAAAAUGAAUGCAGUGUGAAUGCGGAGCGUGUGUGUUGGUACGACGCCGAUGAGUGUGUCAGAACAGAUGUCCAUGUGGAGAAGGCGGGUCAUCAGUUUUUCGGGUUUUUUUUGUUGGUUUUUUGGGGUUUUGGUGAUGUCAUGGGUAAGAAAAAAACAACCACUUUGGAUGAUUUAUUGAUGAUAUUAAUUUGGCAAUAACCACGGCGGACAUCUUUGAUGUCUCAUAUUUCUGUUGAGUUUUUAGUUCAUCUCAUUCAGUGUGUGUGUGUAUUUGUGUUGGCGCUAGGGUUAGGCAUCGUUGGAAUUCCAGUCCUGAUUCCGGCUCCUAACGAUUCUCGAUUCCGUUGCUGGAUCAUUUAAGUUAGUUCUUUUUGGAUGAAAUAUCCGAACUUUCACAGCUAGGAGACCCGAGUUCAAUUCCACUCCCAGUUUGCAUGUUCUCCUCGUGCAUGCGUGGGUUUUUUUCCGGUUUCCUCCCACAUUCCAAAAACAUGCUAGGUUAAUUAGCGACUCCAAAUUGUCCAUUUCGUAAUAAACUUAUGAUUAUGAAUAAAAAAUAAUGUCAUUUUAGUAGUAGAAAGAUCAAUUAUUAAAGAAAAUUAACAUUACAGUAUGACUAAUAAAUAAAACAAAAAAUCAUUUUUGGAAUAUUGGGUUAGCAAAAAAGUUAUAAUAAUGGGAAUAAAGUCAUAACAUUAAAAGAAAAAAAAUUACAUGAAGAAAAUUGUGUUUUUGUAUAAAUACAUAAAUGAAGACCAAAAUGUCAGAUUCUAACAAGGAAAAAAAGUUUACUAUAAUAAACCUUUUUUUUUUUACUAAUUUACAAUUUUUUUCUUUUACUAAUUAGGUAUUGGUAAAAUUAAGUUAGCAAAAAUGAAAAAUUAAUAUCACAACAAGAACAUUUACCAUGAUUAUGGUAAAUAAUUUAAAAUUAAUAAUAAAAAAAAAUAUAUAUUGCGAGUGUGAAUGGUUGUUUGUCUAUAUGUGCCCUGUGAUUGGCUGGCCACCAGUCCAGGGUUUACCCCGCCUCUCGCCCGAAGACAGCUGGGAUAGGCUCCAGCAACCCCCGCGACCCUCUUGAGGAUAAGCGUUCGAAAAUAAAUGAAUGAAUAAAAGUAUUAUUGAAAUUUAUUUUGUAACAAAAAGCUCCCAUUUUUAGUUGGGAACUGAUAUUUUCCUGAAAUGAAUGAAUGAAAAUGAAUGAAUGUCCGAAUUUUACUACAGGGCUAUCUUCAAUAUCAACCCAUUCAAACUGAAUAUAAAUGUUUAUAUAAGAAUAUACAAAAAUAUUUAGUUGUUUACAUUUUAGUGUGCGACGCUGCAGGCACUAAAGUUAGCUACUGUAUUAGCAUUAGUAUACUUUGCUGCCUCCAUGUUGGUGUAAGCUAUUUUUAAGCACAUCUGUGUAAGUAAACAAUGACUUUUAGUCGCUUCUUCUUUCCCAAAAGUCAAAUCGAAAUUUUAAAAAAUCGAUGCUGGAGACUCGAUGCCCAACCCUAGCUGCUGCAGAUGUGAGCAUGUGUGUUUACGUGUUUACGUGUUUGUGUGUUCAUCAGCACACGGAGUACAGGGAGUCAGGUAUGAAUGUAAACCACUUUUUGUCCUGUUUGCUGCACCGGCGUUACGUGACUUGGAUAUUCGGUGCGUUUGCAAUAUAUGUGUGUGACAGCGGUCGCACAUACACACAUUCCUUAUGCUACAGUACUGGAGGAAAGCAGCAAUAUUCAGGUGUUACGCGGCGUGUUGAUGAUAACGGGAAAGAAAUCAAGUAACUGUCACAACAAACGUCAUUGAACCACUUUUGUACCAUUGGGACUUCGACUUCGACUUUGACGUCUAUGCCUAUACAUAACAUCCGUGGUACAUUAGUGUACAUUAGAUUUAUACUGCAAUAUGGAUAAGCUGGCAAAUCCUUCAUUUUAUUCAUUAAUCCUGGGCUACUUUAAGGCUGCACAGCAACCAAGCAGCACUGGAUUUUUAAACAUGGCUGACAAGGCUGCAAGCGAACCAUUGCCUUAUUAUUCAUCUGCAUCACUGGAGAAGUACCAUACCACUGAUUUCCUUUCCCAAUGAGGCUGUUAUUGGCAAUACCGAUCCAAAACCAGUACACCUAAUGUGUCAGGUAAAAAGUAUUUCAAAUCGUAGCAUAGCUCAUAGCAUAAAGACUCCAACUCUGAGGAAUACUACAUACCAUAUUUUCUGGACUAUAAGUCGCUCCGGAGUAUACAUAAGUCGCACAAGGCCAAAAAUGCAUAAUUAGGUAGAAAAAAAACAUACAUAAGUCGCUCCGGAAUAUAAGUCGCACAAGGCCAAAAAUGCAUAAUUAGGUAGAAAAAAACAUACAUAAGUCGCACUGGACUAUAAGUUGCACAAGGCCAAAAAUGCAUAAUUAGGUAGAAAAAGACAUACAUAAGUCGCUCCGGAGUAUAAGUCACACAAGGCCAAAAAUGCAUAAUUAGGUAGAAAAAAACAUACAUAAGUCGCUCCGGAGUAUAAGUUGCACAAGGCCAAAAAUGUAUAAUUAGGUAGAAAAAAAACAUACAUAAGUCACACUGGAGUAUAAGUCGCACAAGGCCAAAAAUGCAUAAUUAGGUAGAAAAAAAACAUAAGUCGCUCCGGAGUAUAAGUCGCACAAGGCCAAAAAUGCAUACUUAGGUAGAAAAAAAACAUACAUAAGUCGCUCCGGAGUAUAAGUUGCACAAGGCCAAAAAUGCAUAAUUGGGUAGAAAAAAACAUACAUAAGUUGCACUGGAGUGUAAGUUUCAUUUUUUGCGGGUAAUUUAUUUUACAAACUACUUGACCUUUGUUACAAACAUACAUAAGUCGCUCCGGAGUGUAAGUCGCACAAGGCCAAAAAUGCAUAAUUAGGUAGAAAAAAACAUACAUAAGUCGCUUCGGAGGAUAAGUCGCACAAGGCCAAAAAUGCAUAAUUAGGUAGAAAAAAAACCUACAUAAGUCAUACAUACAUAAUGUAACAUAAACAUUUUUUUCAUUUAUAAGUCGCUCUGGAGUAUAAGUCGCAGGAACAGCCAACCUAUGAAAAAAAAGUUUGACUUAUAGUCCAGAAAAUACGGUAUAUUGGGUAAUAUGAACAUAAAGGUGACUAUAGGGGUGUUAUUUCAUAUCUAGAGGGCUCUAAUAAUGUCAUUUAGAAGACUGUAAACAGGUUUUUUUAUGCCAUAACUAUGAAAAUAUUCAGACUCCGGUUUCCUCCCACAUUCCAAAAACAUGCUAGGUUAAUUAGCGACUCCAAAUUGUCCAUAGGUAUGAAUGUGAGUGUGAAUGGUUGUUUGUCUAUAUGUGCCCUGUGAUUUGCUGGCCACCAGUCUCUUGCCUCGAAGACAGCUGGGAUAGGCUCCAGCACCCCUUGUAAUGAAUAGCGGUAUAAAAUGAAUGAAUGAAUGUUUAGUUGAAUAAUGAUACGUUUUUUUUGUUAAUGGAACUGUUAACUGCAGCGGUGCUGAAGCAGCAAAGCACAAUGAUAUUUAUAAAAACACAACAACGACGAUAACGCCCAGGAGUCUGACUAGUCAGGUGACGCUUGCGUUAACCGAUGUUACAAAAUCAGGUUUGAACUUCCUUUUAUGAAUUCUGUCCACACCUGCGACUAAAGCGUAGAAUAGAGCCAAAAUCUUACAGUUCAUACUCAGGAACGAUGUGUGUGUGUGUGUGUGUGUGUACGAUCACUUGUAUUUGUGUACAUUCUGAGCAGCAGCACUUUUGAUGAAGCAUCCGACUGGGUGCACGACGCCCAAUGUGGAUAAUCAACGGACUGUUUUUCAUCCCACGUGUGUAUUAACGAUGGUCGGGAAUGUAAACACUUACGGGACAAACUAUCUCACUUUUAUUUUUUGAUGAUGGAUAGAGUUACUAUUUAGAGAAAGAUUUGUACAGUCAACGGUAUCCUAGAGAGUGUACAGUGUGUGUAUAGAUAUUCUAACCCUUAUGUAGCCUAUGUACUGUACGUGCCAACGGCGCCCUCUAUCUUCAAUCAUUCCAUUGACGCACCCAUCCUAGCGGAUCCUCAUGAAUGUGACACCGUUUUUUUUUUUUUUUUUCAAUAUGGCCUCCUUGUGCUUGCACAAAGACGAGAUGAUGAUCCAUACGCCGUGAUAUAGCCAUCGAGUUUUUCUAAUUCCUGUGAGGUGUUUUACUUGUAAAGCUUAAAAAAAAAAACAACAACAACAACAACAAUUCAAAACCCAGACUGUUCUGUUUGUGUUGUGCUCAGGCUAAACACUGCCCCACCGACUGUUCCGUUCCACGCCACGUUCGUCACGUCAAUGUAACGCUACUACGCCAAUAGUACGGGUUUCAUUUCAAAUAUAUUUACACGUUUGUUUUAUAUCGUAUGUGUAUGUUUAUUUCAUUUAUUACCAUUCUUUGUAUGGGAUUACCGCACGCGGAUGGCGAGCUACAAAACCGCUAUGUUUCUUCCGACAUGGAAGAUGGCGUAUUAGGGUCACACUGAAAAGCUGAUUCGCAAGAAAAAACUAAUGAAAAUAAAAAAAAUAAUUUAAAUUAUUAAUUAAAAAUUAAUAAAAUUUAUGUUUAUCUUGUGUUUCUAAUAUCAAUAAAAUAACAUAUAAAAAUCAUAUUAUGAGUUUAAAAAAAAGCUGCAAUCUGAAGACCCUGAAUAUAAGACGAUCGAAUAUUAGGUGACCACUUUUUUUCAAAUAAAAUUUUUGGAAAAAUAUAUUUUUUAAGACAAAAUUCAUCUUUAUUUUGUGUUUCUAAUGUCAAUAAAAUAACACAUAAAAAUCAUAUUAUGAGUUAAAAAAAAAGCUGCAAUCUGAAGACCAUGAAUAUAAGACGACCGAAUAUUAGGUGACUGCUCUUUUUCAAAUUAAAUUUUUCGAUAAAUAUAUUUUUAAAGACAAAAUUAAUCGUUAUCUUGUGUUUCUAAUAUCAAUAAAAUAACACCUAAAAAUCAUAUUAUGAGUUUUUAAAAAACCUGCAAUCUGAAGACCCUGAAUAUAAGACGAUCAAAUAUUAGGUGACUGCUCUUUUACAAAUUAAAUUUUUGGAAAAAUAUAUUUUUAAAGACAAAAUUCAUCUUUAUCUUGUGUUUCUAAUAUCAAUGAAAUAAUUGAUAAAAUAAUUGAAAUUUUACAGCUUCACUCUAAAAAAAUAAGCAAAAUUUUUUUUUAAUUAAUCAUGCUAUUUCAUAGUGGAAUACAGCCAAGUAUUAGUAAAAAAAAAAGCAUAUUCUAAAAAUAUGAGGCAUUAAGACGACGCCUUCAAAUUGUGAUCACUCUGUGUUAGCAAUGUUAAUGUAAUGUUUAGUGAAACAUACAAGCACCAGACUUUACACUCGUUACAUAAUCACGAGUAUAAAGGUGACUAUAGGGCUGUUAUUUCAUAUCUGAGGGCUCUAAUAAUAAUAAUAUAAAUGUUCUCUAUGUUAUUUAAAAAAAUAUAUACAUCAAACACAUGCAUAGCCUCUUUUAUUGUUAGAACUUGCCUUCCAAGAGGACGCCAUGUCUGUUUUGGUCAAGUAGUUUGUAAAAUAAAUUACCCACAAAAAAAGCAACUUAUGUAUGUUUUUUUUUUAUACCUAUUAUAAUUUUUGGCUUUGUGCGACUUAUACUCCGGAAUGAAAAUACAAUAAUAGACAUAAUCAGAGAAAAUAAGCCUUUUAAGACAGCUUACCUUAUAGGGGAGCAGAAUCGAUGGCGGACAGGAAGUGACGUCGGGGGUUCAGAGUUGAGUUUCAGCUAAUUGUGGGCUAUGUCUGAAACAGUAACUCAUGUUAUUAUGAUGAUUAUGAUGAUGAUUAUUAUUGUACGAUCGAGUCUGGUGCUUGUCUCACUGAACAAUUACUGACACCUAGUGACCAAUGUUGAAUACUACAUUCACAAUUAUGGCGGUCUUUAUGGCUUAUAGUGUAUUUGUGUUUUAGUUCAUUUAGCCUCUCUUAUGCUACAUCAAAAUAGCUAUAGAGUAAAGGCUAAACAACUAAGUACAAUAUAAAUUUUCUAAGCAAAACAACAACAAAAAAAUACUCAAGUGGAGUUUCACAACACUUAUUUCAACAUAUGUGACUAUAACUUUACUUUUAGCACUACUUCUUUGCCAAAUGAGGACUUUUACCCUCCAGAAAAUUAUGACUUGUACCAUUCCAAUUAAGUAAUUCUAAUAGUAAAAUUGAUUGAUGACGGUUUCUUCUCAGUGUUGCUCUAAUACACGCAAAAACAAAAUAGCGGUGACAGUACAAAUGAAGCCAUAAAACAAAGAAAAAAGUACAUUCUUGUACAUUUUAGGGCUAAAGUAGCUUCUCAGCGGUGUGGUACCCUUAAAGUUAUUACUUUUAUACCCAUUACUUUUAGAUCUGACUGCUUUUUUUGGUCAUAAAAAAAGGGCCCGAUUUGCUAGCUUGACUGCUACUACUACUACAGUGUAGCUAGCAGCUAGCUAGAUUAUCUUAGCGUACACAAGAAAUACAAAGAAAUAAACUAAAUUUGCUCACAGAAUUUCUCUGAAAAGAAGAAUUGACACUUAAAAUGUAUGUAAAAGAUGAAAUUAUAUUGUGUUUGAUGGAAAAAGUUGCUUACCAGGAAUUUGUGGCCUUGUAGGUUUCCAGGCAAUAGACUGCACCCAAACACAAAUGUUUUUUUGCACUGGUAGACUAAGUGUUGUAGCUUGGUCAAAAUUUAAUAUAUAUAAUAUCUGUUUUAAGGCCUUAAUUAGGCCAUGUUUAAUAAGGAUACAGUAUAUAAUAGCCGAGGUUUUUUGGAAAAAUCAAGAAAAACAACAUUCUUAUAUUUAAAAAACUUUAAAAAAAAACCCCGUAAUUAACCUUUUAGUUAAAGAUUGACACAAUAAAAUACCCUUAAAAUGACCUCAUUGUUCAUCAUGCUGGUGAAGACGGUAGAUGGCGGCGUUGCACUUUGACCUCCGUUGUAUGGGUGUGCACAAAAACUGUCUGCGCAACAUACUUUAAUUUGUAAAUAGCCAACGUCUUCCAAUAUGUUGAGGAUAUGGAAGAAGAUAUCCACAUUAUGUCAUCCCUUAUUUAAUUCAAACAAACGACAGCUUCUGUACGAGCACUUUCUUUCUAAAAAACAAACAAACAAACAAACAAACAAAAAAAAAGCACCCAUACACUGACUUUGUAAAAGUAUUUUGUAAUCGGGGAUCUGUUUCAGCUAUAAUACCCUACUCAAUGUCCGACUACAGUGGCGUUUAUUAUGUAUCAAUAAUGUUACCUUAC
Doryrhamphus excisus (bluestripe pipefish) is the source of this 10306-nucleotide messenger RNA. RefSeq names its product ataxin-1-like. Gene Ontology annotation, molecular function: RNA binding; protein binding. Gene Ontology annotation, biological process: negative regulation of transcription by RNA polymerase II; nervous system development. Lineage: Eukaryota; Metazoa; Chordata; Actinopteri; Syngnathiformes; Syngnathidae. Gene Ontology annotation, cellular component: nucleus. The record is from RefSeq and is a predicted model, not a curated record.